Messenger RNA from Vanderwaltozyma polyspora DSM 70294, 408 nucleotides. RefSeq names its product Ctf8p (gene CTF8). Gene Ontology annotation, biological process: mitotic sister chromatid cohesion. Bases 1 to 408 code for a protein of 135 amino acids. Gene Ontology annotation, cellular component: Ctf18 RFC-like complex. The record is from RefSeq and is a predicted model, not a curated record. The transcript has a single exon. Lineage: Eukaryota; Fungi; Ascomycota; Saccharomycetes; Saccharomycetales; Saccharomycetaceae.
AUGCCAUCAGUUAGUAUUUCAACAAAGCAGUUGCAAACACUAUUUCAUUCAGAGACUAAACAGACUACUGUGACAACACCACUUGGUAACACAAUUGUUGAGAUUCAAGGUGAUCUGGAGGUUCCGCUGUCUAGGCCCUCUGAUGACUCUGCUUCCGAUGAGAUCUUAAGUAGAUUUACUCAAUACAAAGGUGAAGAUAUAGUAAGGUUUGGGUUGCUAACCAUCAGUCCAGAUAAUAAGGUUGCAACAUUAUAUGUAGGGAAGAAGCAGAGAUUGCUUGGUAAUGUAGUGAAAUUGGAGACUCCAUUGGGUCUGCUUAAGUUUGAUAAUGAUUCAGGAACCGUGGAGAUGCAAGAUAUAUUUGAAUAUAAAAUUAUCUUCAAAGAAAGGCCCCUGCCAAUUAUGUAA